Sebastes umbrosus (honeycomb rockfish) is the source of this 4575-nucleotide messenger RNA. RefSeq names its product mothers against decapentaplegic homolog 4. NCBI's taxonomy places the organism in Eukaryota, Metazoa, Chordata, Actinopteri, Perciformes, Sebastidae. The record is from RefSeq and is a predicted model, not a curated record. Gene Ontology annotation, cellular component: heteromeric SMAD protein complex. Gene Ontology annotation, molecular function: DNA-binding transcription factor activity, RNA polymerase II-specific; I-SMAD binding; RNA polymerase II cis-regulatory region sequence-specific DNA binding. Gene Ontology annotation, biological process: regulation of transcription by RNA polymerase II; anatomical structure morphogenesis; cell differentiation. The transcript has 10 exons. The coding region runs from base 403 to 1932 and encodes 509 amino acids.
CAGCGCGCCACUGAAGGAAACAGUGAGAGGAGCGUGAAGAGGCUCCAGAGACUCGACACGGACUCUGAGCUUUGACUUGAUCCUGAGCUCUGAGUGUGAGGAUGUCAAGCUACAUACAUGCAUACAAGGACUGUUACUCACCAUGUUCCUGUAAACAGCUGGUGUAAUCUCUGCGGAGGACUCAGGAGACGUAGAGGAUCUGCUCAUCUCACCGCUGGCACGAUCUUGUCUCCGUUCCUCCUGAUGCUGAGAGGUUUGUGGUCACACAUCUGCCUCAACUACAGCUGAAUUGCUGUGAAGAUUGUGUCUGCUCCGGCUUCCUGAUUAAGUGAAACUGUGUCAACAACAUAUAUAUAUAUAUAUAUAUAUUGUCAGAAAGUGCAGUCGGACACAGAAGUCAAGAUGUCCAUCACCAACACGCCUACCAGCAACGAUGCCUGCCUGAGCAUUGUGCACAGCCUGAUGUGUCACAGACAGGGUGGUGAGAGCGAGACGUUUGCCAAGCGGGCCAUUGAGAGCCUGGUGAAAAAGCUGAAGGAGAAAAAAGACGAGCUUGAUUCCCUCAUCACAGCGAUCACCACCAAUGGGGCCCAUCCCAGCAAGUGUGUGACCAUACAGAGGACACUGGACGGACGGCUGCAGGUGGCUGGACGUAAAGGCUUCCCUCAUGUAAUCUAUGCCCGGCUGUGGCGGUGGCCUGACCUGCAUAAGAAUGAACUGAAGCAUGUGAAAUACUGCCAGUUUGCCUUUGACCUCAAGUGUGACAAUGUGUGUGUCAACCCCUAUCACUAUGAGAGAGUGGUGUCUCCUGGCAUAGACUUAUCAGGACUGACAUUGACAACCGGUCCCAGCUCUGCACUGAUGGUUAAGGAUGAGUACGAUUUUGAUGGACCACAGAGUCUGCCCUCAAUCGACGGAGGUCACUCCAUCCAGACCAUCCAGCACCCCCCAUCCGCCGGCCGCCCGGCCCCCUCUGAACCAUUUGCGACCCCAAACCUGCUCCCGCCCGCUGAGGCCUCCACCUCUGCCUCAACGUCAUCCUUCCCCGCCAUCGCUGCUGGAUCAGGCAGUGCCAGCGCAACCUGGUCUAGGAACAGCAACUUCACCCCCAACAUCCCCCACCACACCAACGGCCAUCUACAGCAUCACCCUCCUAUGCCACAUCCGACACACUACUGGCCAGUACAUAAUGAGCUCGCCUUUCAGCCUCCUAUAUCCAAUCAUCCAGCUCCUGACUACUGGUGCUCCAUCGCCUAUUUCGAGAUGGACGUUCAGGUCGGGGAGACGUUUAAGGUGCCCUCCUCUUGCCCCAUCGUGACGGUUGAUGGCUACGUCGACCCGUCAGGAGGAGACCGUUUCUGUUUGGGCCAGCUCAGCAACGUACAUCGCACUGAGGCUAUUGAGAGAGCAAGGCUUCACAUUGGUAAAGGGGUCCAGCUGGAGUGUAAGGGCGAGGGCGAUGUGUGGGUGCGAUGCCUCAGUGACCACGCAGUCUUUGUUCAGAGUUACUACCUGGACAGAGAGGCGGGCCGAGCCCCUGGAGACGCUGUCCACAAAAUCUAUCCCAGUGCUUACAUCAAGGUGUUUGACCUCCGUCAGUGCCACAGACAGAUGCAACAGCAGGCUGCUACGGCUCAAGCAGCAGCCGCAGCCCAAGCAGCCGCUGUGGCCGGAAAUAUACCUGGACCCGGAUCAGUUGGAGGAAUAGCUCCAGCUAUUAGUCUGUCAGCGGCAGCCGGUAUCGGGGUGGACGACCUAAGGAGGCUGUGUAUUCUCAGGAUGAGUUUUGUUAAAGGCUGGGGACCCGACUACCCUCGCCAGAGCAUCAAGGAGACCCCCUGCUGGAUCGAGAUCCACCUGCACAGAGCUCUACAGUUACUGGACGAGGUCCUGCACACUAUGCCUAUAGCAGACCCACAACCUCUGGACUGAGAUCCUUGCAGCUGCAGCAUACAGUGGCAAUGGAAAGUCUUCCUCAGUGAACUGUUUCUGGUGGAGAAGCCAGUGAAACAGCUGCGACACUGAAGCUGAAAAAAAUACGUUGAGGUGUGUUUGAGGCACCUUUGUGCACUGUGGCCCCUACUUUUGCUUCUUUUUUUUUUAGCAAGAGUGACUCUAAAAUGAGCCAAAGCCAUAUAUUAAAGAUAUAUUUAUCUAUAUUUUUGAUAGAUGGCUUUGAUUUGUGAUGACUGGAAUGAUGAACUGUAGGACUAGAAAAACACGUCACAGAUAACAACAGUUACAACAUGCACAUAGAUGACCUGCAGAUCCCAUGAAACUGGAAUGUACAGCGACUACUCGGUCCACAACCACCAACUACUGACAGACAUUAGAUUCAGUGAACAGAGAGAAGAUGCGAGUGCUGUACAUGAGAGGGCUCACAUAUCCAGCGUCUGAGCACCAGAAGUACUGCUGGUUUUCUAUUGUCACUUUCCACUCAAGCUGUUACAGACUGCUUCACAACCGAUGGGAUGACAAGUUCAGCCAACUGUCAGACUGAACAGAAAAGCAGCAGCACUCAAGAGGAUAGGCGCUCGACAUCAUGCUGGUCGCUGCCUCUCAGAUACUGGACAGGGUUGAGGACCACCCAGCUGCUUGGAUCAGGUCAAACUAGACAUUCACAGACAUCCACGAAUAUCACAGGGAAUGAAGUGACAAACACCACGCCUAAAGCCGACUCUCAAAGUCUGUGGACUCUUCUAGGUCAGGUAUUGUCGAGUACGAGUUUGGACCUUAAAAACUGGUUGUGGACCUGGUGGGUGUCCAAUGACGAAUAUCCCCCCUCCUCUCCCCCCCACACCUUCUCAAUACAACCAGAUUAUGCAGCAAAGGAAGAUCCGACAGUUGAGGUUUUGGACCAGACAAUAAUAUCCGUCUGUGGCAUCAUGACAUACAAAGUUGAAUCGCCCAUUGAUGAUACAAUAUAUCAGUUUUUACUGACGUAACGCCUUUACACACCAGGGGCAUAUGUCAAGGGCUUUUAUUGUGAAAGGUAAGAACGGAGUGGAUCUGGUCUGCGCUACAUUUGUCAAGGUUUGUUCUGGUUCGGAUGGAUUAGUGUUGUUGUUUCAUAAAUAUAGGCGCAACUCAACCUCGCUUUUUCACCACGUAAUAUUCGCAAUCUGUGUGAAAGUACUCACGACAAAAACAACAGUUUGAAAAAAUAUAGGCCCUGUUCAGACCUGGCAUUAUCAUGCGUGCUGAGUGACAGACAGUCAGUCUUAGAUGUUUGAGAUUUAAUCUCGGUAAAAGGAACAGGGUUUAUCAGAGGUUUGGCAAACCAAAGUACUCAUUACUCAGAAGUCUACCGAGUCUAGUGUGAUCAAGAGAGUGAGAAGUCCAGUCAGGUGCUGGACUUUGCCCCAGUUGCGUUCAUUUGGAAGUUUUUUUAAUUGAAUUAUAACGGUGAUUUUUGUAUUAAUUUCAACUGUAUUGAUUUUUAUCUCCAAGCAUACCCGACUCCACACUAGUUGAAAAUCAUUGUACUUAAACAUCUUAUGACUUGCAGCCCACUUACAGUAUAUAUACUACUUGAUCCAGGUCUCAUGUGUAUAGUUUACUGACAAAGAUACGAGAAUUUAAGACCCAGCAAUAUUGCUAUAUUUUCUUGGUUUUAUUUUUGUUACUUUUAUUAAUUGAUUUGUAUUAUAUUUUUAGCACUUUACUUUUUUUUUCUUCUUGUUUUUAACUCAAUAACCCUAAUUUAGAGGUGGUGGUGCUGCGAUACGGAAAAGGGAGUGAAUAGUUUGGUUUAUAUUUGAUGUAGGAUUGUGAGCAGAGGCAACUUUGUGAUGCAUUUGUAUUGAAAACAUAUGUAACACUACGACAUCUUUCUAAUAUCUGUUUUUGCCCUUUCACUCUAUAAUAGGCAUUAAUAGGGUUUCUUUUUGGCUGUUCUGAGUUUUCUUUUUUGAUUUGCAGUUUUUCUUUCCUUUUUAAUCCAUGUAAAUAACUUUGUUUUUGAAAUGCAUGUCAAUGUUUGCAUGACUUUUAAUGUCAAAUAGAGCCCUUUAUUCCUGCCCCCUUUUUUUAAAAUAGAGUACUUCACUUGCCCUGCAUUACACAGGGAAACUGGACUAUCUGAGGAGAGUAGAAACCAGCACCUGCUGUAUACUGGAGUGGUACAGAGGGAAGCUACAUAGUCAUAACUGAUGGCAAUCAUCCAAUUUUAAUUAAAUAAACUCAACUUUUUAGCAGCCGAGCUCCUACAGAACUGGCAACCUGUCUCCAGAGACCUUGUUUGUAUACAGUAACUCCAUCAGUUAUUAGUGUGCAGCCUCUCUUUGGAAGUAAAAGCAUGAUAUCUUCUCUCUCGCAGGUGUUGAAACAGGUGAAGGUAGAUUGUCGCACAGAAAUAAUUAGAUUUCAACACGAAUGCCCUUGUCUCCUCUGCCCCAGCGCUGCAUGUGAUACAUCCUGUUACUGUUUUUAAAGGCAUUUGUUCGAGAUUACACACAUCGGUUAAGAAUACACAUUUAAUUUACUCAUGUUCAUCAUAUUUUUCACACCAAACUGCCAUACAGUAUAUUCUGUAUAAUGACAAGACAUUUUUAAAAAUGAAUGUCCCUAAACACG